Chlorocebus sabaeus (green monkey) is the source of this 803-nucleotide messenger RNA. The record is from RefSeq and is a predicted model, not a curated record. Lineage: Eukaryota; Metazoa; Chordata; Mammalia; Primates; Cercopithecidae.
ACAUGGAAUCAACCUAAAUGCCAGCCAAUGAUAGAUUGGAUAAAGAAAAUGUGGUACAUAGAGAGGGACGUCCGGCUUCUGAGCGGGAACCUUUGUAGCGCCAGCGACGAAAGAGAGAAUUAAAUAUGGGUGAUGUUGAGAAAGGCAAGAAGAUUUUUGUUCAGAAGUGUGCCCAGUGCCACACCGUGGAAACGGGAGGCAAGCACAAGACUGGGCCUAAUCUCCAUGGUCUCUUCGGGUGGAAGACAGGUCAGGCCAUUGGAUUCUCUUACAUGGACACCGGUAAGAACAAAGGCAUCACCUGGGGAAAUGAUACACUGAGGGAGUAUUUGGAGAAUCCCAGGAAGUACGUUCCUGGAACAAAAAUGAUCUUUGCCGGCAUUAAGAAGAAGGCAGAAAGGGCAGACUUGUUAGCUUAUCUCAAAAAAGCUACAAGUGAGUAAUAAUUGGCCACUGCCUUAUAUUACAAAACAGAGAUGUCUCGUGACUUUUUUAUGUGUACCAUAAUUUAGUAGAUCUCAUACAGCAGAAUUCAGAUUAUGAAUGUCUAUCAGAAUAUUUUGUUGGGCAGUCCUGAUUUAAAACUAAGACUGGCUUGUGGUUAAAUGAGUAAGUCUGGUUUUUGAAUAUUAAUAGUAAUUCCAAUUCAGUCAAUGCUAUCACUGCUUACCCCUUCUAAAGAUAUGAUUAGACUUUGUUAAUAAUGUUCAACUUUUCACAAAGAUGGUGAGUUCCAUCUUAAAACUUAUUGGAGGCCGGGCGCGGUGGCUCAAGCCUGUAAUCCCAGCACUUUGGGAGGCCGA